GUUUUGUAAACUUAAACACCAAUGUGUACACUGCAGCAAGAAACACUGUACCCUUACAUGUCCAGAGCAAAAAGGAAAACAAGCAAACUUUGUCAAAACUUCCAACACCAAUAAAGGUUGAAAAUUUAAAACACUUUUUAGCAGGUUAUGAAACACAGUUGAAAGAUAAAUUGAUUCAUGGUUUUUCUUUUGGAUUUUCAAUUAAUUCUUGUUUUUCUACAUCCCUAAAUAAAAUGAUUUUUCCUCCAAAUCAUAAAAGUGCAAGGGAAAAUUAUCAUGUUGUGCAAUCAAAACUAAAUAAAGAGAUUGAAGCAGGUAGAGUUAAGGGUCCUUUUACAAAGCCCCCUUUCCCUCUCUUUGUAUGCUCCCCUUUGGGUUUAGUUCCAAAAAAGGAACCCAAUUCUUAUCGAUUAAUACAUGAUUUGUCGUAUCCUAAGGGUGACUCUGUAAACUCUGGUAUUUCCCCAGAAUUUUCGGCUGUACAAUACCAAAACAUUGAAACAGUUAUAGAUUUAGUCCAAUCUUAUGGAUCAAAUUGUCUAAUGUCCAAAACAGAUAUUGAGCAUGCAUUUCGCUUAAUUCCAAUUGCUAAAAAAGAUCAUCAUCUAUUGGGUUUUCAUUGGGACAAACAAUUUUAUUAUGAUGUCUCCCUCCCCAUGGGGGCUUCGUCCUCGUGUCAGCUGUUUGAGUCUUUUUCUACAGCCCUCCACUGGAUUUUAAAUGCUAAAUUUCAAAUAUAUGGGGUAUCACACCUGUUAGAUGAUUUUUUCUUUGUCGGAAAAGCUGGCUCAAAUGAAUGCUAUAGUGCAUUACAAACUUUUCUUUGUCUUGCCGAUAAAUUGGGGGUACCCAUCAAAUCAGACAAAACACAACUCCCUACUACUUGCAUUAUUAUCUACGGUAUUGAAAUUGAUUCUACUCAGAUGGUAGCUCGUUUACCUAUGGAAAAAAUUGAAAAAAUUUUGCAAUUAUUGAGUAAAUACAAAUGUAAACGCAGUAUCUCACUUAGAGAAUUGCAAUCCUUAUUGGGUCUUUUAAAUUUUGCAUGCGGAGUUAUCAUACCUGGAAGAGCCUUUUUACGUAGGCUUUUUGACCUGACUAUAGGCCAUACAUCUCCUCAUUAUAGAAUCAAUCUUAAUUCUGAUGCAAGAUUAGAUCUGAAGUUAUGGUACAAUUUUAUUGAAAAUUACAAUGGUAAAUCUUGUUUUUUAUUUAAAGAAUGGGUUUCAUCAGAUUUUUUAAAACUUUUUUCUGAUGCUGCAGGUACAUAUGGUGGUUUUGCUGCAGUUUUUGGCAGCAAAUGGUUUUCAGGUGAAUGGCCACCGGAGUUAGUCGAUUUACACAUUACAGUGAAAGAACUUUUCCCGAUUGUGUUAGCUAUUGAUAUAUGGGGCCCUCUAUUGGCAAAUCAUAAAAUACUGUUUUUAACAGAUAAUUCAGCUGUUGCUGAAAUUAUAAAUAAAAUAUCAUCUCGAGAAAAGAAUAUUAUGAAAUUGAUUCGAAGAUUAGUGCUAGCUGCAUUAAAGUACAAUAUCUAUUUUAGAGCCAAACAUAUUCCUGGAAAAACAAACGUUAUUUGUGACUUGUUGUCUCGUUUUUCAUUUCAGGAAGCUCAUCAGAUUGCUCCUUGGUUAAGUCCAACUCCUGUGGCCAUUCCACCUCAAUUUUUGCAUCUAUGACUGAUAAGCUUGUUAGUGCAUCAUUAUCUGAUGCUACUGUGUCAUCAUAUAAUAGAAUGCUAAGUGUGUAUUCAAAUUUUUGUCAGAAAAUUUUUCCAGGAGUUAUUGUACUUCCAUCUACUCAUGUCAUGGUUGCUCAUUUUAUUUCACAUUUGUUUAUUCAAAAUUAUCAACCAUCUACAAUUGCGUCAUACAUAUCAGCCAUCAGUUUUAUACAUAAAAUUAAGUUCUUACAGGAUCCAACAGACACAUUUUUUAUUAAAAAAAUGUUAAAAGGUACAAAACAGUUGAGACAUUCUGUUGAUACACGGUUGCCAAUAACCUAUGAUAUUCUUGUAAAAUUAGUUAAGGCUUUACCAAAAGUAAUAGUUGGCAUUUAUAAUCAAGUUUUGUUAAAGGCUAUGAUGUCUACUGCUUAUUUUUGUUUCUUACGUAUUGGAGAAAUUGCAGUUAAAACUGAGUCUGAAUUCUAUAGAGUAAUUCAAAGGGAAGAUAUAAAGUUUGAAAGAGUAAAUGGUCAUGUGAGCAAUAUGACAAUUACUAUGAAGUUCUACAAACAUAGUAAUCUGCAAAGUAAGACAUUAUCAAUAGCUAGACGUCCUGAAAAUUAUCUAUGUCCUGUUAAAGCUAUUGAGGAAUAUCUAAGGUUACAUUAUUGUCCACUUGGUCCUUUAUUUCGAUUUAAAUGUGGAAAACCUGUUUCAGGUUUUUAUUUCAAUUCUUCAUUAAAAAGUUUGCUUAAUUUCGUAGGUUUAGACACAAAUUUUUAUAAAGGUCACAGUUUCAGAAUUGGAGCUGCGACAUCUGCAGCUGCCAGAGGUGUGCCUUUAGCCUUGAUCCAAAACAUGGGUAGAUGGAAGUCAAACGCUUUUCAACAUUAUAUUCGACUUGAUAAUUUUCACACUUAGAUUUAAUAUAAUCACAGUCGCUUACUAAGUGCUUUGGUAGAGGUCAACAUGGCUUGCUUUACCUUAUUGUGAUUCAUUUUUUGUAAGGAUUAACAAGACUGUUUUAUACAUGUUAGAAUUAUUUACUUUUGUAGAGGUCAACAUGGUUUGCUCUGCAAAUUUAAGUUUUUGCCAUCAGUCAUUUACUAUAUAUGUAAUGGUAUUUAUUUGGUUGGUAGAGGUCAACAUGGCUUGCUUUACCUUUCAUUUACAAGUUUCAUUAUAUUAGUAUAUAUUAUUUUUUGCUUUGUUUAUAAUCUGUGUUAAUGUUUUUGUAGAGGUCAACAUGGUUUGCUCUACACUUUUACUUGAAAUGCAAAAGUUAAAAGGUGUAUAUUUUAUUCCAUUUUGGGUGUUUUUUGUUGAGGUCAACAUGGCUUGCUCAAUUUUUCUAGUUCUGGAGUUCCUUAAGUUGAAUUCAGAGUCCUCGGAUGGGGAUCCCUCUUGGGAUUUGUGGCACUUUUUCAACCCCACCUUUGCUUAUUAAAGUCAUUGUCAUUUAUGCAGUACUAUUAUAAUUGUUAAGAUGUAAGUUGCAUUUUAAAUUAAUUUCUGAAUAAAUGACAUUUUACUCAACUUGUGUUUUAUUAACAGCAAACAUAGCUCAGACUCUUUGAUCUAGGUCAUUUAUACAAGGUUUUCUCGUUGUUAUCUGUGUCUAGGAACAUUAGCUGACAAAAUAACAUUUAUUGUAAAUAAAAGACUUUUUGGCUGGAAUUUCCGAUAAUAUUGAUUUUAUUAAUGCCAUGUGUGUAAGAAGGCAUUUCUUUGUUUAAGUAUAUCAACAUGAGGUCAAGGACUGCAUGUUCAAUGCAUGAUCAUCUAAUUACAUUAUCUGAUUGGUCAGUUCUUGAGAUCGGUAAUUAAUAUCAAAUUUCUACAUGUGCUCGGACAUGCGGUCAUUCGCCUUUGUUUUGGGAGAGAGAAAAGGUCGUUUUUGAAUUUUAUCUGAAAACCCUCCCAUUUCCCUCCCUUUUAAGCGUUAUUAUAUAGGACAUUUAUUUUUCUUUAAACAUCAAUUAAGGACAAUAUUCAUUGUAUUGUUUAUAUACUUUGUAUAUAUAUAUGUUGGUGAGUUAAUUUUUUCAACUCACUUUUAUUUUUGUCAUUUUUAUGAUGUUCAUUAUGUUAGGGUGUGGCACUUUUUCAACCCCACCUUUGCUUAUUAAAGUCAUUGUCAUUUAUGCAGUACUAUUAUAAUUGUUAAGAUGUAAGUUGCAUUUUAAAUUAAUUUCUGAAUAAAUGACAUUUUACUCAA
Molecule: messenger RNA, 3884 nt
Organism: Mytilus californianus (California mussel)
Lineage: Eukaryota; Metazoa; Mollusca; Bivalvia; Mytilida; Mytilidae
Exons: 1
Coding region: 1676-2587 (303 amino acids)
Biological process (GO): DNA integration; DNA recombination
Molecular function (GO): DNA binding
Source: RefSeq, a predicted model, not a curated record